UCCGCUUCCGUUUGGGAGAAAAGAAAAGGAAAGAAAGAAGCGGAAAAUCAAAAUUGGCGCGAGAAUUCAUUUUCACACUUUCAUUUUGAGUAUUUUUGUUUUCUCUCUCAUUUCGCGGCAAACAAAAAUGUAUUGGGAAAUUUCAAACUUUCCCACUUUCCCAAACAGAAAUCAAAAUCACACCACUAACUCAUAUUUAAAUUAAAACCACACGCAUUCCUUCUCUUCCCAAAUUUGCUUCCCAUCCAGUUAUCUCUUUCUUUCUCUCUGUAAUUCAGCGUUUCGUUUCGUUGCGUUUCGAAGAAGUAGUAGAAAAUGGCUGGUGGAGCUGUGAAAUCGAAUCCGACGAAGACGAGGAAGAGAGUCGAAGCGUCUCAGGAAUCUACUGCGGCUUCUCUCGUUCGCGGCAAAGAUGGCAGUGCUUUUGCCCGUUGUGAGGAAUGCAGCAAAGAUGUUCCAGUUGCUUUGAUCAGCUUUCACAGUUGCAGCCUCGAUGCCAAAAUCAAAAUGAAUCUCGAGGCUCAAGUUGUGGAGAAGCCCAGUGAGACAAAUAAGCCGGAGAAGAAAAAGUCCUCAUCAACAGAACCCAAGCUGAAGAAAUCGAAAGUUGAGAAGAAGGGCAAGAAGGGGAAGGAUCCAAACAAGCCCAAGCGUCCUCCAACCGCUUUCUUUCUCUUCAUGGAUGACUUCAGAAAAGAGUUCAAAGAAGCCAAUCCUGACUCUAAGGAUGUUAAGAAGGUUGCGAAAGAGGGUGGUGAGAAGUGGAAUUCUUUGAGUGAUGAGGAGAAGAAAGUUUAUCAGGACAAAGCUGCAGAGCUUAAAGUGGAGUACCAGAAGGCCUUGGAGGCUGAUAGUGCUGAAGAUGCGGAGGAAGAAGCAGGUUCUGAGAAAGAAGCUCCAGAGAAGGAAGUACAAGAAGUGGAGGAAGUAUCUGAUGGAGAGUAGGAUAGCUGUGGAGUUUCUCUUUUGAAACUUCUUGAUAUUUGUUUCUGCUGGACAUUUUCCUUAACUCACUUGUUCUUGUAAAUUUUUUGAGCUGAUUGUUAGUCAAGAUGUUAAAAUUGUAGAUCAUCAUGGGGUGAAAUUUGUCCUUUUUGCCUA
Morus notabilis is the source of this 1101-nucleotide messenger RNA. RefSeq names its product high mobility group B protein 7. Bases 316 to 945 code for a protein of 209 amino acids. The transcript has 7 exons. Lineage: Eukaryota; Viridiplantae; Streptophyta; Magnoliopsida; Rosales; Moraceae. The record is from RefSeq and is a predicted model, not a curated record.